CUACACCAGGCUCACCGCAAAGCAGAGGGAUGGUGAUCCUAUUGACGUCAAUGGUGGCAUCUGUUCUCUGGGUUGCCAUUAACUUUCUGAGCGAAUGGCUUUUGCGAUGGCGCUCUCCUCCUGGAACCAGGCUGCCGCCUAUUCCUCCCGCGACCAGCAUCCGAGGACACGUCGAAGUCCACCGCCAUGACUUCUACCGGAAGAAAGCCCUCGAAUGGGCCAAGGUGCACGGACCAGUGAUCAGGCUCAAAGUAAAUUUCAUGAACGUUGUCAUCCUCAACGACUUCGACAGCAUCAAGAAAUUUUUGAACACAAAGGAACUGCUAUGGCGUUCAUCCACUUUUGUUGGUUAUCGGGACUUCUACAAAGGUGUGGGUUCCCUGAAUGGGGAGGCUUGGUCAGCAAACAGGAAAUUCUGUUUGAGUAUGUUGCGGGACUUGGGUUUUGCAAAGACUGCUAUGGAGGACCGCAUGAUGGAAGAGUUCGGCCGCGUCGCUGACAGCAUUGGUGAGACUGGUGGAAGGCCGCUUAGCGUGAGCGACUACGUCAUGCCGUGCGCCUUCAACAACAUUGUGUCGUUCUUCUACGGCCGCCAGUUGACGCACGACCACCCGACUCGCCGCGAGCUCCACUGCGUGAUGAAGCGAGUGAGCCUCGCCAUGUACUCGGGGUCCUUUCAUCAAUUCCUACCAUGGAAGCUGCGCAAGCUGCUCUCAUACCUUCCUUUCACCAGAAACUAUCGCAUCAAGGAAUCCUUGGCGCAACUAGAAGCCGUUUCAGAGAAGCAAGUUGAAGAAUCCCAGGCGGCGAAGUUUGGAGACGAAUGCAAAGACUUUAUUCAAGGAUAUAUGAAGAAGAUAGAAGAAAGCAGAGGGGAAUCAAAUCCCUUAUUUACUGACCGCUACCUUGUUGGAAACGUAAAUUCCUUCCUCAUGGGUGGUACCUUCAGCACAACCAGUACGAUGAUGUGGCAGAUGCUGAACUUUGCGAGGUACCCCGACACGGUCCAAGCGCGGGUGCAGCGUGAAAUUGAUGACGUAGUCGGCCACGAUCGCCAGCCAACCUGGGAGGACCGGAAGCAGAUGCCGUACACGUUGGCCUGCGUCUGGGAAGCGGACCGAUGGAAGACCGCUGGCCCGCUUGGCCUUCCGAGAGAGUGCGCAGAGGAUGUCGUGGUUGGUGACUUCUUCCUACCGAAGGGCUCGGUUGUUCUCCCGAAUAUUUGGGCGGUUCACAACGACCCAACUCUUUGGAAAGAACCUACAAAAUUUUACCCGGAACGCUACCUGAAUGAAGAUGGGACAUUGUUUUCGCAUAAGCCCGAACAUUUGAUACCCUUUUGCAUCGGCCGUCGAGCUUGCCCAGGAGACAUCUUCGCCACGAUGGAGAUAUUCCUCUUGGUCACGUUCCUGCUUCAGAAGUAUCACAUCGUUCCUGAGAAGCCAAUUGACUGUGACUUGGACUCCCCUGACAUCGAGCUCUCGCACGUCACUCACAUCAAACUGCGCUUUUUACCAAGACACACGUCGGCGUCCUAAAGGAGUCUGCUAUGUUUAUAUACAUUUUUUGCCAUAGACGCUAAGGGCCCAUUUCGGAAAGCAGAGAAUUCAUUUUGACACCUCUCUGAAAUAUCUUCCUGCCUGUGCUCCUUGUACAAGCGUUGUGCUAACUGGUAGUCGUUUGUUUGCUGGUUCAACUUCAAGGGAAUCCCACUGCCCACAGAUCAAGAUCCCUAACCAAGGGCACUAUAACGUAAAGCUAUUCCAAACUUUUUUAUUCAAAUUCGGCAGUCAGUCCUCCAUGAUUGGGCAACAAAUUUCCCGGCCGCCCCUACUUCGCCUGUCUCUCACGUGAAGUCACGAAAACCGCGAAAAUGUCCCAUCUGAUAUAUGCGCACACUGAUUAUGCAUGAUUAGACCAAAUGAAAGUAAAAUAAUUAUUUUUGAUUCGACGACUUUUCCGCCAUAAUGCUCUCCCAUUGAUCAAACGUUGUCGGGCUGCGCCCACUUCGCCUGUCCAUCACGCGACUUCACAGAAUCGCGAAAAGUCACCUCGUGAAAUAGGCGUGACGCAUUAAUAUGCCGAACAAAACUGAAUUUUUGUUUCUAUAUAGCCGGGCAGCGCCCUGUUCCGAAUGGAAUAGAAGAUGGCUGCUCGCCGAUUUCUAUGUUUUGAUGUUUCUAUGGAAAAAUUGGUUUUGGUUAAGGCACUCCUUUUUCACCACCUAUGGUGUCCGUACUGCGGUCGUGUCACUACCAAAAGUUUGGCUGGGAGUAAACCUUUUUAUCACACUACCUUACGGAAUCGGAUAAACAGUGCCCAUAAAAGCUACUUGGCUUGUACCAAUUCGUAGAAUCCUAUAAAUGCUUCAUGACAACUCCAGAGAACAUGUAGGCGGCUUUCAACAGACUAGACAUAUGGAAUCUACAAAAGCAGCUGCCUAAUCUUCAUAUAAUACGGCACUUAGAAGUAGACAGAGCUAAAGUGGAUUUGCAUCUGCCGUAGUGAAAUAGGAGAUAAGUUGCCUCAGGUGAAAGGAGCACUAUACCAAGCAGUUGCCAAAAAUGUGAAGCAUGCUGCAAAUACGUAUACAAAAAUUAAAGGCAUGGUAACUAAAUUGUUGCCACAUCCUUAACCGAUUACACUACAAUCAUGUGUAAAUAAGUAUGACGACACAUGUCAUACUUGUCUUGGGCAGUGGAUGCAAGGUUCAGAUUGCAGAUUUGAAUACACUAGACUGUAGAGCCGAAAAGUCAGACUUCUAUCGCAAAUCUGCAAAGCCGGAACUUUUCUGUGUGCAUUUUUGCUACAUAUAAAAAAGUGUACGCCAAUGCGA
Molecule: messenger RNA, 2836 nt
Organism: Dermacentor andersoni
Lineage: Eukaryota; Metazoa; Arthropoda; Arachnida; Ixodida; Ixodidae
Product: cytochrome P450 2U1-like
Biological process (GO): xenobiotic metabolic process
Cellular component (GO): intracellular membrane-bounded organelle; cytoplasm
Molecular function (GO): iron ion binding; oxidoreductase activity, acting on paired donors, with incorporation or reduction of molecular oxygen, reduced flavin or flavoprotein as one donor, and incorporation of one atom of oxygen; heme binding
Source: RefSeq, a predicted model, not a curated record